GUGAUCACCAUUGACACCAGGUUCAACUUCAAUGGAAUCCACCAUGCCCAAACGCCAAGAGCUUGACGAUGACGAUGGUCUAUAUGAGAGCUCGAAAAGUCGAUCUCCCGAGAAGGCCAUGGAAGAGAUACGUAAGCAAGACACUCAUGAUCUAUAUUGCCCUAAGUGUACUUGUAACAUCACCAAAACUGCUCAACUCGUUGAAAAAGGAGAUGAUUUUUCUCCCGACAAUCAAAAACCUUUCGUGCUUUGGAUUCCUAUCUUCACCCCCUUCAAGUUCCUUUCAAGUUCUCCCAUAGGAUCAGUCGAAAGCAACCCAUCGAGUCCUAAUCACAGUGUAAUACCAGUCGAAAGCAAUCCAUCUUAUCCCAAUCCCAGUCCCAGAGGACCAGAUGAAAGCAACUCAUCUCAACCUGAUUCCAGUGAACCAGUCCACAACAUCUCAUCUAAUUCUAACUCCAAUGGUCGACCAGUCGAUGAAAACUCAUCUAAUCCUUAUUCCAGUGGAUCAGGCAACAUCAACUCAUCUAAUCCUAGUCUCAGCCAUUUAGUGUCUGAGCAACAUGGACGUGGGAAAACUUGUGAUGUUGGAUGGCUAGUUCAUCGUCCAAUUUAAACGCCCAGCAACUAGACAGCGAAUUGAUUAUCCUCUCUUUUCACCCCCUAAAAUGAACGAUUUUUUUUUUG
Arabidopsis arenosa is the source of this 687-nucleotide messenger RNA. Lineage: Eukaryota; Viridiplantae; Streptophyta; Magnoliopsida; Brassicales; Brassicaceae. The record is from the annotation of a GenBank genome assembly.